GGGUGGCGCGCUGGUCACCCUCGUUUCCGAAACCAACCUAUUCCCAACCAAAAACUUCGAGCUGCCCAGCUGCGAAGAGCGCAUUCGAUUGGGCCGCGCGAAGGAGAAUGACCUCCAGAUUGAUCAGAAGGGGACCUCCUGGUUUCACUGCGAGAUCCGGCUUCUCGAGCCGGAGAAGCGGGGGAGUGGUGGUGAGAUCGUCAAGGUCCGCGACACCUCCACGAACGGUGUCGGGUUGAAGGCGCCGGGCUCUAGCGUCCAGCGCCUCACCCGAGGCCAGGACACACCCGUCCCGGACGGGUCGGUGAUCACCAUGCCUUACAAAAUCAAG
This is a messenger RNA of Symbiodinium sp. CCMP2592, 331 nucleotides long. The record is from the annotation of a GenBank genome assembly. NCBI's taxonomy places the organism in Eukaryota, Dinophyceae, Suessiales, Symbiodiniaceae.